AUGUUGGCCCCCGUCCUGUCUCACAUAGCCAACACAUCUGCUCAACAACCUGCAGCAGAACUCAGGAGUGCUAGUGGGGAGGAGAGCAACGCCUUAAUGACCUCUACUAGGGAGAGACGCCCACCUGAACCGAGCACAUCUUCUGGCCAAACGACUCGACCAAAACACCGUGCUCCCUUUGCAGCCGAAUUGGAGGUGAUUGAUCAAAGAGCCCGGAGUUCAGGCCCCUCCAGACGGAAUGCAGCUCUUGAAACUGAUAGCGGGCGCAGAGAAAAUAGAGAGACUGAGCGUGAAACUCAACACACGCUAGGCUAUCGUGAUGAAAGCAGACAAAAUAAUUAUGGAGUUCAUGCUAACACCUUGCCAGAAGUGCAACGGGCAAAAUUAGCCACAUUUGAUGGAAAUGAGGACUGGGAGUCGUUUCUGAUGCCAUUCGAACGUCAAGCCAGGAAAUAUGGAUGGAGUGCCAUGGAACGAGUGGACAGAUUACAUGAGUGUUUGAGAGGAGCUGCAGUGCGCUAUGUUUGCUCACUACCAGAGCGUACGAGGGAAGAUUAUGUACUUCUGGUCGAGCAACUCACUCAACGCUUUGGGAAAAUAGAUCCUCCGACAACAAUAAGGAGGAAGCUUGGAGAGCUCCGACAAGGCAGAGAGACGUCAGCUGAAUUUGCUGAAGAGGUGCGACGGCUCAUCACACUCGCCUACCCAGGGGUCGAUCUGCAGCUGCAGGACCAGUUGGCCACUGAUGUUUUCCUCAAGGGCUUACGCAACCAAAAAGUUGCUUAUGAAGUAAUGAAUCGUGAUCCGGGUUCCCUUGUGGAAGCCCAGAAAUUUGUGGAGGCCCACGAACAUAACUUCAAAGCUACUGUGGGCCGCGACCCCGAAAUAAAGAACCGAGCAAGACGCGUUUCAUGGGUCGAUGAAGAAGAUACAUGUGAAGAUGUAUCAACAAUGUCCCGCCGAAUUCAAACCCCGCAGUAUGUUACCGUUGACCAGUUCACUGCUCUAAUGGACCAAAUGAAAGCCCUUGUUAACAAAGUGGAUCAUCUCCAGCUUCAAGUGGAAAAUCUCUCAUCUACAACUACAGGGCUUCAACAACCAAAAGCAUCCCAACAACCCAUAUCUGGAAUAAAACCGAACUACCAACUGCUGCAAUCCAAUAGAGGACGCUCUCAAACACCAAGCCCAAAUCGUGGAUCAGCAGGCCCAUGUUUCAGGUGUGGGGAAGCUGGACAUUUCAGAAAAGACUGUGUUAGGCCAUCCAGCCCAGCCCGUAACCACGGUGACAAACACCAAGACUUCCAGGUGCAGUCAGGUGACAGCUCAGUUGUGGACGACGAUUUCCAGCUACAAGGCCGGCAGAUUGGAUGCACCAAGAGGAGAGGUGAGAGUUUACAAAUUCCUCUAACCGUGAAUGGCAUUCCAACGCAAGCUGUGGCAGACACUGGUGCACAAACAACUGUGAUAUCAGAGGAGUUGUACCAAAGAAUACUGGAAAACAACACAACACCUGUCGAUCUACCUCAGACAUACCUACUGAGCGCAGGAGUCGGGGAUGGAAUGGAAGCUAAGCACGGACUCACAGUAACCUUUAAAAUUGGGUCCAAGUCUAUUGCCUGGGAGGUGCAUGUUGCUUCAAUAAGAGACUGCGUACUCCUUGGGUUGGAUCUGAUGAAAGCACAUGACGUUGUCAUCUAUACCCGUGGCAAAGUUUUCAUUGGUGGUGAACUUGUACCUUCAAAAAUUGUGCGUGAUGAUGUUCCAGUUAGAGUGUGCAAUUUCUCCACUGAAAAAACAGCACUACCAAGAGGAGUUUGCCUGGGGGUUCUCAUAGAAGCUUGUCCUGAAAUCCACCAUAGGCCAAAACAGGAUGCCGGAGAGGACGCACCAUCACUGGUGGUCGGAAGAGUGGCAACCAUCCCUGAAAUUCCAAGACAUCUUCAGAACCUAGUUGCUGCUACAAGUGAAGCUCUCAGUGAAGAUCAGCAACAACGGUUCACCCAAAUACUGCUCACUUACCAAUCCAUCUUUGCCAAAAAUGAUUCCGAACUUGGCUACCUGUCUGCCGUCACACACAAGAUAGACACCGGAUUAGCCAGACCUGUACGCCAGCCAGUGAGGAGAACCCCUCUUGGAUUUCAAGGUGAGGAGGAAAAACAUCUGAAGGCCAUGCUGGAAGCAGGUGUGAUCACGGCAUCAGCUUCUGAAUGGGCCUCCCCAGUAGUCUUGGUGCGUAAAAAAGAUGGAGGGGUGAGGUGGUGUGUGGACUACCGUGCCUUGAACAAUCUGACAGUCAAGGAUGCUUAUCCACUUCCCCAGAUUGAGGAAUGUCUCGAUGUCGUCGGUGGAGCUACUAUGUUCUCAACCCUUGACCUUCAGUCUGGCUACUGGCAGAUCUCGGUGGAUAGCAAAGACCGUGAAAAGACUGCAUUCAUAACCAAAUGGGGUCUCUAUGAAUAUACUCGUAUGCCAUUCGGAUUGUGUAAUGCGCCAAGUACAUUUCAGAGGGCAAUGGAAUAUGUCCUUAGAGGCCUUCAGUGGGAAACUCUUCUCAUUUAUCUGGAUGAUGUCAUUAUUAUUGGAAAUGGUGUUGAACAAAGUUUAGACCGGCUCGAGCAGGUUUUUCAGAGGUUCCAAAGCCAUGGGCUGAAACUGAAGCCAUCAAAAUGCCAUCUGCUUCAAGAAGAAGUUCUCUUCUUGGGUCACGUCGUGAGUGGAGGAGGAGUCCGACCAAACCCAGCUCUCAUCAAAGAUGUUCAACAAUGGAACCCUCCCAACAACGUUAAAGAGUUGCAAGUUUUUCUCGGACUAUGCAACUACUAUCGCAAGUUUGUUCCAAAUUUUGCAGAACUGGCAAGCCCCCUCCAUAACCUUCUCAAAAAAGAGACUGUGUUCCUAUGGACGGAUAAGCAUCAGUUUGCUUUCACACUGCUCAAACAAAGACUCACAACUGCACCCGUGUUAGGGUAUCCUCAUCCUGACGGCAAGUUUAUUCUUGAUACUGAUGCAUCGAGCAACAGUGUAGGAGCAGUCUUGUCUCAAAUCCAAUCGGGGAAGGAGCGAGUUUUGACUUACGCUAGUAGCCACCUUUCUCCAGCUCAACAACGGUACUGUGUUACUCGCCGCGAGUUACUUGCAGUUGUUCGUUUCACUCGUCAAUUUCGCCACUAUCUACUUGGAAGAAAAUUCCUACUUAGGACCGAUCAUGGUAGUCUCACUUGGCUUUUCCGUUUCAAAUGCCCGGAAGGACAACUGGCCCGUUGGCUUGAAGAGUUGAGCCAAUAUGACUUCCACAUUGAACACCGAGCUGGUAAACGCCAUGCUAAUGCAGACGCCAUGUCAAGGUUGCCAAGAGAAGAGGUGGACAAUUGUGACUGCUACCAGGCUGGAACAAACCUGUCAGAUCUGCCAUGCAAAGGAUGUGUAUACUGCCAAAGAAUUCACAAACAAUGGGCCAAAUUUGAAGAAGACGUUGAUUAUGUUGUUCCACUAGCUGUCAGGUGCAUUGAACCACAAAGUGACACAAUCAGCCAGGAGGCAUCAAUAGAAGACCAACUAUCUGAAACAAGCCCAGUGGCCAACUGGCUCGAGUCGUUUACUCCGGAGCAACUCGCAGCACUUCAGAAAGCAGACCCUGUGCUUAACAUCCUUUACAAUUGGAAGCAAACUGGGACACUGCCUUCUAAAGACGAGGUAAUGCUUGAGUGUCCUGCGGUGAGAAAGUUUUGGCUUUGUUGGCCCCAGGUCACACUGAGACAAGGAGUCCUUCACUAUUCCUGGGAGAGGAUUGGAGAACAGCAACCAGCCUAUCUACUCUUGGUUCCCGCAUCCAUGCAGAAAGAAAUCCUGCAGUUCUGCCACAAUCCUCCAUAUUCUGGUCACCUAGGAGAAGCCAAAACUCUUGAGCGUGUGCGUCAAAAUUAUCACUGGUAUGGCUUGAGUGGGGAUGUUCAUCUGUUUGUCAAGAGGUGUCCCCAUUGCAGUGCAUGCAAGAAUGCCGGACCAGCAAACAGAGCAAAGAUUCAAAGUUACCAAUGUGGAGCACCCCUAGAUCGGUUGCACCUUGACAUUCUCGGGCCAUUCCCUGUGUCAAACUCUGGUAACAGAUACAUUCUUGUCAUUAUCGAUCAGUUUACCAGAUGGGUCGAAGCCUUCCCUGUCCCUGACCAAGGUGCUGAAACGACAGCCAAGAAGCUUGUCUACGAGUUUAUUGCAAGGUUUGGAGCUCCACUUGAGCUACACACAGAUCAAGGUCGUAACUUCGAAAGUGCGCUGUUUCAAAAUGUGUGUAGACUUCUCCAGAUUACCAAAACCAGGAGCACACCGUAUCACCCAUCUUCUAACGGGCAAGUAGAACGCUUCAAUAGGACCUUGCUACAAAUGCUUCGGUGUUAUGUGAACCAGAGCCAGAAAAACUGGGAUGAGCAUUUGCCACUUCUCGCUGCAGCAUACCGCAGUUCCCGACACUCAGUGACUGGAUACACUCCCAAUAGACUAAUGCUUGGCAGGGAAACCCACCAACCUCAAGAUAUCCAAUCUGGUACUGCGAAGCUGAACACCGGUCCCAUGGAAGUGUCAGAUUUCCUGUACAAUCUGGAAGAAGGUUUGAAUGAAGUGCACAGCUUGGCGAGAGAGCACCUCCGCACUGCACAAGCACGGCAGAAAAAGAUGCAUGAUCUUAGAGCAAAAGAGCAUUCAUACAAUGUUGGAGACCUGGUAUUCCUUAAGGAUGACACCAAGAAGAAAGGAAUGAGCCCAAAACUUCAACCAAUUUGGAAAGGUCCCCUUAUUGUUGCUGCACGGCGAGGUCCUGUCCUGUAUGAGAUUCAAGGUCCCAAGCGGAGCAUCAUAAUACACCAUGACAGACUCAAGCCUUACAACAGUGACGUGAUACCAGUCUGGGUGUCGCGCCAAAGAAGCAUACUGCUGCAACGUCAAGAUACAGACAACCAGAUGAGUGAAGAGGACGUUCCCCUGGUGCCGGAAAUACUGAUGCAAGACAACUCAAACAAAGCGGCUGAGGACUCGAGUGAGCUGUCCAAAGGUUCGUGUGACGCAUCUACUCCCAGCGAUCCAGCAUGCCAGAUGACAAGACGAGGUGAUAUAGACUCAUUAGAAAAGACUGUUAGAACAUCCAGUGGUCGCGUUGUUAAUAGACCAAAAAGAUUCAAGUAUUAGCAAUGCAUAGCACUACGCUAAUGGUUCUAUUUGUUUCAGUUAAUGUUAUUCCACUGUUGAUAAUGUUGCAAUUUCAUAGUCCUUAGUUAUUCCUCUAUACACUGCCUGCGAUACUGAAGGGACUCAGUAUUCCUAGAGGGGGGGUAGUGUAGUGAAGUUGGGGUUAAUAAGCCUAUGGUAACCUUCUGUUAUUGUUUUGAUUUUUACGAGCCGCUUAUGGUCAUUGAACGCAGCCUCGGUAUAUAACUGGCUGGCAUCGCGAGACUCGUCGUUCGUUUUUCUGUUGUUGCACGGUUUUCACGGCUCGCUGCCCGGAUACGCUAAAACGCUGUCCGUGCCUGAGCUAGAAGCCAGCACAACGCAUACGAGAACCAUCAGUGACGUUGUACGCGACUAACCUGUGCUGAAGAGGAAUAAAAGUUGCAAGUGAGAUCCCUUUGUCGUGCGAAUCUGUUCACCCACGCCGCGCACAUCCGCCAUCACGGAAGGCGGCAGCACGACAAUAUAUAUAUAUAUAAUUUUUUUUUUUUUUUACAUAGCGAUUUGACAGUUGCCGUCAUAUUUUCAGAAUCAAAGCACCGUAUACCGGAACAGCAUUCCAGCCCUGAAUCUUAUACCGGAACUGCGUUCCUGACCGUUCCCGCCCACUUUCACCCCUGAUUAUAUAGCAUAUAAAGAAAUAACUUGUCACCCUCCGUUAAAUGUUUUCCACGCUUAUUGAAGAAAAUAAUUUUUUAAUUGCCCACACUGCAGGAGCUCCGAAGACAAUCGGUCAAUUCAUCAGCGUAGCCAAGCAUUGUUCACUAGCUGGUGUGACGUCAGCAAAGGGAGACCGUUGUAUGCACACAUACCAGCACAUACAACUCAGUAAACGAAUCACUAUCGGUUCACCUGGAUGUAUUGAACCGUUUCGGUUUUGCAUUUUCAAUUUGGUUGACUUACGUACUGUUUCCGUUUUAUUUUAAGACUUUUUUUUCCUCAGAAAAUUAAUGAUUAGUGCAAGCUAAGCGCUACGUGCAGAACCAACUGUGGGAGUUUCCACACAGACGCUGUUCUGCAAUUCCUUCCGAGACGUCCUACACAAUGCUCAGUGCGCUUGCGCAAGCAUCCGCACGCAUGCGCACAUGGGUUAAAAGCGGCGAGUACUUACUAUUUUUGUAUUACUUGCAAUACAGUGCCGAAGUAUGGGGCAAUAAUUACAAAACUUUGCGAUAUUCAGUAAAUGUACUGCAGAAAAGGGCAUUACGGAUCAUACACAAAGCUGGUUAUCAGGAUCAGACAAACACAUUUUUUCAUAAGUCAAAAUUGCUCAAGCUUUCGGAUAUCGUACAAUACCAAACAGCACAAAUAAUGUUCAAAGCUAUAAGAAAUGUAUUACCUCAGAAUAUUCAGCAGUUGUUUACAAACCACGAAAAAAGUUACAAUUUAUGGGGAUAUUGGGACUUCAAAGAACCCAGAUUUCGGACGACAAGGAAAAGUUUUUGCAUAUCAGUAUGUGGGGUGAGACUAGAUAAAGAUAUGAUUUUCAAAAAAUAUAAGGAUGAGGGAAAUAUGGAUAACAACUAGGGUGUU
Corythoichthys intestinalis (scribbled pipefish) is the source of this 6750-nucleotide messenger RNA. RefSeq lists its product as uncharacterized. Gene Ontology annotation, molecular function: nucleic acid binding; aspartic-type endopeptidase activity; zinc ion binding. The coding region runs from base 1 to 5178 and encodes 1725 amino acids. The transcript has 2 exons. Gene Ontology annotation, biological process: proteolysis; DNA integration. NCBI's taxonomy places the organism in Eukaryota, Metazoa, Chordata, Actinopteri, Syngnathiformes, Syngnathidae. The record is from RefSeq and is a predicted model, not a curated record.